Molecule: messenger RNA, 888 nt
Organism: Endocarpon pusillum Z07020
Lineage: Eukaryota; Fungi; Ascomycota; Eurotiomycetes; Verrucariales; Verrucariaceae
Exons: 4
Coding region: 1-888 (295 amino acids)
Biological process (GO): regulation of DNA-templated transcription
Source: RefSeq, a predicted model, not a curated record
AUGGCUCAAGCAACAAGUCCGUCACUGUCCCUGCAAGAUGGUGGACCACCACAUGACCAUCGUGCUGCCAAUCGCAUGAAAUCUGACAGCGACGUUCCUAUAGAUCCAUCCAUCGCCCAACAGACCAGUCCUGCCUAUCCACCGCCUUAUUCGCCCUACAACGCGCAAGGCCCGCACGAGAUGCCGCACUACCCGAACCAGCCUCCUCCGGGGAUGUAUCGACCCAACCCUCCCGACUGGCCACCUCAGUAUGGUCACUCUCACGGCAUGCCAGGACAGUACAGUGCUGGUCCGAAUGUGAAUUCUGCAUCACCCGCCACUGCAGGCUCACGUUCAGGACAGGUGUACUCUUUUGUUCCUAUCCCGGGCGCCCAGCAGCACAAGCGGCCGCGUCGUCGAUAUGAGGAAAUUGAGAGAAUGUACAAGUGUGGCUGGAAUGGCUGCGAGAAGGCCUAUGGCACAUUGAAUCAUUUGAAUGCACAUGUGACCAUGCAAUCCCACGGCAUCAAGAGAACUCCUGAAGAAUUCAAGGAGAUCCGCAAAGAAUGGAAAGCUCGCAAGAAGGAGGAAGAGACGCAGCGCAAGCAGGAAGAAGAGCGAAAUCGUGCUCAAGCUGCCGCCACCCAAGUCGAUGGUCAGCCUGAUCAACCCCAAGCGGGCCAAGGGCCAACCUACCAGCCAGGUUCACGCCCUCAGCUGCCACCCAUUGGCUACCAGUCUGCUCAAGCUGGUGAGGUCCCCAGUCCAUACCCCGCGCAACAAGGUGGCAUGGUCUACCAGCAAGGUAAUGGUCAAAUCGGCCAGUACGGCCAGUACCCUCCUCCCCAAUCACCCUACGGCCAACAGGGGCAGGUCUACCAGCAGCACAAUGCCAACUACCAGAAUUAA